AUGACGGGGGAAGAGCAAGAGGACAUUUCUUCUGGUCCUCCGGAGUCCAGCGAGGAGCCAUGGUGGGAAGAGGUGACCCUUCUAGAAAAAAAGCCUCCAAAGUCGGAGUUCAUGUUCAGAGUCGCUCUUGUCCAGUCUCUACUCGGCUCGGCGCAGGAGCGGAGCGCAGCUCUGGGUCACCGGACCCCCGGGGAAGGAGGUGCGAGCGACUCCUGCGCUCCAGAGGAAGCGGGCGUGUGGGUACCCGGCCGCGGGGCUCUGGAGCGGGGCGCGUGUCUCGUUUUGCUGCGAACGGUGGGCGCCAGACGCGGGAAACCAUCGGUCGGAAAAGUCUCCGGAGUCGGGUCUCCGGAGUCGGGUCCUCGGGGGAAGGCGGCCGAGCAAGACGGAAAGCCUUUCAUGUCCCCACGUCGGCCCCUGGCGCAGACUCUGGGCCCUUACUGGGCCCGUAGUGGCGUCUUCCUCGACGUUGGGAGGAGUCCGGGAACCACGGACCAAGACCUCCCUGCUCCCUUCACCGGAACUCCCAGCCAGGAGGCCUUCACGGCCGAACCGGAGGUGACCAAGGCCCUGGUCCAGAAGAGGGCAGAGCAGGGCAGCUCUCAAGAGGUGGAGUUAAGCCAGUGUGGAGUGUGGGUGGGGCUGGUGGAGUCAGAAUCCAAAUGGGUGUCCCUAUUCUUCCUGCUGCCUUUUGCCCUCUACAUCCCCAGGGGCCGGAUGCCCCGCCAGGGGUGGGUCGCCCCGCUCGCUGGCUCGCGGCAGGCUUCGCGCUCCCCCCGGACCUCUCGCUUCCGGGCCGGGGAGUGUCGGUCGAGCCGGCUGAGCAGGCCCGAGGCGGCGGCGCGCGAGCCCGGGGACAGCGAAAGCGAGCGCAGCAGGGGCCGGGAGACCCCUUGCUGCCCCGCUACUGCCCUGCCUGGCGACCCUGGCCACGUCCCUUCCCCGCCUCGGAGCCCGGCUCCUCUCCGAUCGGAGGAGAGACCUUGGCCUUGGUCGAGGGUGGGCCCGGGGCGCGUUCUGAUCGCGGCCGUGUCCGUUGCCCCGCAGGUUCUCCCACCUGUCACCCUGGCCCUUCUCUGCUUGGACGGCGUCUUCCUCUCCUCAGCCGAGAAUGACUUCGUGCACCGCAUCCAGGAGGAGCUGGACCGCUUCCUGCUGCAGAAGCAGCUGUCAAAGGUCCUUCUCUUCCCCCCACUCUCCAGUCGCCUCCGGUACUUGAUUCACAGGACAGCAGAGAAUUUUGAUCUUUUGAGCAGCUUCUCUGUUGGGGAGGGCUGGAGGAGGAGGACAGUCAUCUGUCACCUGGACAUCAGGUUACCCGGUUCAGAUGGGCCCUCUGGCCCCUGCCGCCCUCCUGCUUCCCACCCUAGCAAGUACCGCGGUCCGAGGUCCACCUCAAGCCAGGGAGCGGCUUCUGGUCCCCGAGGAGCGCGGGCCGGCUGGUGGCAUCGUGGACGCAAGCCGGACCAGGCUUUGUAUGUGCCCCGGGCGCUGCGCAGGCGAGAAGAAUGGGCGCCCCUCCCGGCCCCAGGGCUUCAGGGAGGUGCUCCAGCUGGCGGGCUCCCAGAAGAGCCCGAUGAUAUCCGUGCUGGGGACCCCACCUCCGAUCAGGAACUUCCUGUGUUGGCGACGCAGGCAGCAGAGGUCCGAAAAGGCCGUAGCAAAAGUGAGAAAGAGUCACUGCCAGACCCAGUGGCCACUGAGUCCCCAGGGCCAGAGGAUCACUCAGGGACGGGAGACAGGUCGGAGUCAGCCACACGGCCGGGGCCCGGUCUGCAGCCAGACUUGGAAGACGGGAGUGGGAGUGAGCUGGAGAGGAGCCUGGCGGCAGAGAAGGAAGAGGACGAGGUGGAAGAGGAGGGGCCGGGCAGCUGCUCCGAGGAGGACGAUUACAGUGAGCUGCUGCAGGAGAUAACGGACAACCUGACCGAGAAGGAGAUUCAGGUAGAGAAGAUCCACGUGGACACAUCCUCCUUCACAGAGGAGCUGCCUGGAGAGAAGGAUUUUGCGCACGUGGUGGAGAUCUACGACUUUGAGCCGGCGCUCAAGACCGAGGACCUGCUGGCAGCCUUUUCCGAGUUCCAAGAGAAGGGGUUCAAGAUCCAGUGGGUGGACGACACGCACGCGCUCGGGGUCUUUCCCUGCCUGGCUUCAGCUGCUGAGGCCCUGACCAGGGAUUUCUCCACGCUCAAGAUCCGGCCCCUGACGCAGGGAACCAAGCAGUCCAAGCUGAAGGCCCUGCAGAGGCCAAAGCUUCUGCGCCUGGCAAAGGAGAGGCCACAGACAAACACAGCCGUGGCCCGGAGGCUGGUGGCCCGGGCCCUGGGGCUCCAACACAGAAAGAAAGAGCGGCCUGCAGUGGAGCCUCCCCCGACCCUGGGGCCCUGAGAGGCCCAGGCGGCCUGGAUCGGCGCCCCCCCCCCCCCCGACCCCGUCCUCAGCUGGGGCCCCAACACCGCAAGCCUUUACACACACCAGAGCAGCCCUGAGCCAUCCUUGGAGCGUCACUGUGGGGCAUGGGGGCUUUACCUUGGUCUAGUUCCAGAAGUUGAGAAAAAAUAAAAAUGUAAGAAUUGUUAA
Molecule: messenger RNA, 2580 nt
Organism: Balaenoptera ricei (Rice's whale)
Lineage: Eukaryota; Metazoa; Chordata; Mammalia; Artiodactyla; Balaenopteridae
Gene: R3HCC1
Product: R3H domain and coiled-coil containing 1
Exons: 14
Coding region: 1-2388 (795 amino acids)
Molecular function (GO): nucleic acid binding
Source: RefSeq, a predicted model, not a curated record